Phoenix dactylifera (date palm) is the source of this 3835-nucleotide messenger RNA. RefSeq names its product Pentatricopeptide repeat (PPR) superfamily protein. Lineage: Eukaryota; Viridiplantae; Streptophyta; Magnoliopsida; Arecales; Arecaceae. Gene Ontology annotation, molecular function: protein binding; mRNA binding. The record is from RefSeq and is a predicted model, not a curated record.
AUAUAGGACUUGGGGAUGAUGCGCCCGGUUCCGGUAGCUUCCUCUGCACUUCAUUCCUAGCAGCCAACCAAAUGCUCCGCUCACUCUCCGGUCCGCUCCUCUCCCUCCGCGGGCGCCCGUCCUCCUCCCUCCUCCUCCGCCCCCUCUCCACCGCCUUCGCGCCUCCGCGCCGCCACCCGACGGCGAACGACGCCUACUUCGCCGUGGUCCACCACAUCGCCGGCAUCGUUCGGCGCGACUUCUACCUGGAGCGCACCCUGAACCGCCUCCGCCUCCCCCCUCCCACCCCGGACCUCGUCCUCCGCGUCAUUCGCGCCGCUGCCCCCGCCGCCCCCCUCCCCGCCCUCCGCUUCUUCUCCUGGGCCCGCUCCCGCCCCUCCUACCGCCCCUCCGCCGCCGAGUUCGACGCACUCCUCCUCCCCCUCGCUCGCGCCCGCCUGUGGCCCCACCUCUGGUCCCUCGCCGCCGACAUGCGAUCUCUCUCCCUCCCUCUUUCCCCGGACUCGUUCGCCGCCGUCAUCGACGCCUACGGCCGCGCCGCCCUUCCCGACCUAGCUGUCGAGGUCUUCAACCGCCUCCCCCGCUUCUCCUGCCCCCAGACCACCCUCGUCUACAACGCCCUCCUCUCCGCCCUCUGCCACGCUGGCAACUUCCACGGCGCCUACGCCCUCCUCCGCCGCAUGGCCCGCAAGAACGUGCCACCCGACCGCCAGACCUUCGCCGUCCUCGUCGAUGCAUGGUGUGCCGCCGGCAAGCUCCGCGAAGCCCAGGACAUGCUCGAGGAAAUGUCCCAGAGAGGCUUCAAGCCCCCCGUCCGCGGCCGCGACCUCCUCAUCGACGGCCUCGUUCGCGCUGGCUAUCUCGAGUCUGCCAAGGGAAUGGUCCGCCGGAUGACGAAAGAAGGAAUCUUGCCGGAUGUUUCCACCUUUAAUUCCCUCCUGGAGGCUCUCUGCAAAUCGGGUGAGGUCGAUUUCUGCGUGGGGCUUCUCCAGGAUGCGAACGAUUUGGGACUCUGCCCGGAUGUCUCUACGUACAAGAUCCUGAUCCCGGCCGUCUCGAAGAUGGGCAAGAUCGAGGAGGCUUUUAGGCUAUUCUAUAAUGCAGUAGAUGAUGGGCACAAGCCGUUCCCGAGCUUGUAUGCAGCGAUUAUCAAGGCCAUGUGCAAGGCAGGGAGGUUUGCUGAUGCAUUUUGCUUUUUCAGUGAUAUGAAGGUGAAGGGGCACCCACCGAACCGGCCAGUGUACACAAUGCUGGUAAAGAUGUGCGUGAGGGGAGGGAGGUAUGUCGAGGCCGCCAAUUAUCUGGUGGAGAUGACAGAGAUGGGACUGGUGCCGAGGCCACAGAGCUUUGAUAUGGUGGUUGAUGGGUUAAAGCAUUGUGGGAAGCAUGACCUUGCAAAGAGGAUGGAGCACUUGGAGGUCUCGCUUAGGGGUGACUGACUUUUGAUUGUGAUUGGGAUUUGUUUAUUCAAGCAAAGAAAAUUACAAUUUACCAAGGAAUCCUUUCAUUUAUAUGGUUAAUCUGAUGAGCCUGGUAUCUCAUGCUGCAUUCCUGCCAGCAUCUGUGAUGCAAUACUUCAUCUGCAAAUGGCGGGUUACUUUUCACUAAUCUGUUUAGCUUUUUUGGUGAUAUGAAGGUGAAAGGGCACUAACUAGACCAACCGAUGUACACAAUGUUGGUGAAAGGUGGGCAUGCAGGGAGGAAGGUAUGGUGGCGGAUGGGUUGAAGAAUUGCUGAAGCAUGAUCUUGCAAGGGGGGUGAAGCAGUAGGAGGUCUUGCUGCAGGGAAACUGACUACUGACUGAUUGUUGAAUGGGAUUUGUUUAUAUGAGUAAAGAAAAUUAUAAUUUGCUAGGAAAUUCUUUCAUCUAUAAGGUUACUCUGAUGAGGCUGGCAUCUCAUGCUGUGUUCUUGGCAUCACUUGUGAUGCAAAACUUCAUCUACACUUGAUGGGUUACCUUCUCCAGAUCUGUUCAGUUUGAGGUGUCAAGUUGGUGGAGAAUGGUGGGCAACUAACACAUACUAUUACACAUUACUGGCCAUUGGGAGAUCCAGAGUUCUUUGAUAAUGCAUCGAGCAUGGAAGAUCAAAGCAGGCCACUGCCGAGAUGAAACCAAGCUGAUUCACAAGUUUUAACUUGCACAUACGGUCAGUACUGAACUAGCACAGAAGUUCCAGAUGAGAGCUACUCUGGUCAGACAGAAAGGCUAGUUGAUUUGGUUGCUGAUAUGAACAUUUCAUUGAUGGAUAGCUCUGGUCCUGGAGCAGGCUGGAGGAUUGCGCGUUUGUUGAAGUCCAGAAGUGGGGCAGCAGCUGUCUUCGCUGCUUCAGGUUUGCAUCUUUGGGCUCCCUGAUUUUAAGCAUUAGAAAAAGACAUCCCCAGGCCCCCAAUCUCUUUACCUAUGCUAACUAAUUUGAAUUGAUUUUGAUGGUCCUGCGCAUUGUAGGAGGAGAUACUUAUUGGAAACAAGUAACUGUAUGUAUAGCAUUUCGUUCAGGGAUCCGAGAAAGUUGUAGUAAUGUUAGAUAGAACCUAGAUGGAUAACGAAAGUUGCAGUGACACAUUUUUUUUAUCCGGACAAGAUGAUGCUGGAUUUAUUGUAGAGGAUGAAAUAUGAAUUCACACUGUAAGAGUAACAAACAAGUCGUACCAAAAGUAGAAUUCUUCUGAAUCAUAAAUAGUUACCAGGAGAGUGCUAUGACAAGUUAUGAAAUAUUGAUAGCUCAAUAAACUCUCUUUUGAUCUUGGAGCUGCAAAUAGGUUAGGGUGUAGAUUUCUCAAACUGAAUAAAUGGAUGUGCAACUCGAUCAUAAUUGGGCUUAACUAAGUUGUUCUUUGAGGGCACAGGUUCGGCUUGAUUACUUUUUCCAGGACAAUGUCUGGCAUGUUAUAGAGCCUGCCUAGCCCAAAGACUAUACCAAAAAUAAUGUAUUGUUCUAUAUAAAUGUUGCAGCAGGAGCUGGAGUAGCAGUAGGGCAGUACGAUACAACACGCUUUAUUGCUAAUCCUCUAUUUUACCUGAAACUACAUGUUUUCAUCAUUGUCCAAAGCAAUGGUCCUGCAGCCAUUGCGGUCUAAGAUUGUAGAUUGUUGCAUCAUAAAAGGUGCAUUAGGUGGUGUUUUUGUCGUUGUGAGUUGAGCUAGAACUCAAUCAUGAGGGUUAAAGCUCAAAUCUUUUAUGGUGCAAGUAACAUAAUCAAUCGACCAAAUUGAAAACCCGUAAAAUCAUGAUGGACACUAUUUGAAAUGCUUAGAACAAGUUAAAAUAAACAUUUCUUAAUAUGGGUUGAAUGCACAGGAAGAAACCUUCAGAACAAUCAAUCUUAAGUCAACAUUGAUAUUUUAAAGUCUAAAUCUGAACGGUGCAUAAUUUAAUUUGCAGCAGUAGGAUUCAAGUUCUAUUCCUUAUUAUCUACAUCGUUGUGUCGAAGAUAUGAUUAAAAGUUUUCAAGCUAUAACUGGGAUAAAAUAAUUUAGAAAUACAUUUUGCUCACUUGUGACAUUAAAAUUGUGCAGUUAGAAAUCAAUCCAGUUCCUCUCAGUUCCAUUUUACUAAUAAAGCCUGAUUUGAAUUUCUGGGCGGGCUCACGGGCCCAAAAUCUAAGCUUGCCUCUACGGCUGUGCCUCACUCUUUCAACAUUUAAAUGACCUUUACUUCAUAGCAAAAUUAUAGAUAAUGAGGGCAAAAUAAUGGCUUUAUUUGAUAAAAUUGCUGUUUAUAUGAUUAUGUUAUUUCUAUGUAUUUGACAAAAUUGUGUGUUCAUCUGUAUUUUUGCAUUUACUAUAAUACAAUGACCACUUAUAACUGUUUCAUAAAACCAUAAUGACAUGUUUC